AUGGAGGAGGGUAAAUCCACCCUCAAGCGGACAUCAUCAGCGCCAUCCAUCGCGCAGACAUUCUCACCAUGCCGCGAAGCCCUCUUCAUCACAAUAGUCUGCAUGGCGCAGUUCAUGACACAAACAAACGUCGGCGUUUGUCUAUCAAAUCUCGACAUCCUCGGCGCUAGCUUCGGGGUCACCGACUCUGGCAUCCUGAGCUGGUUCCUGGCCGGCUACUCGCUGACUGUCGGCACAUUCAUCCUGAUAUUCGGGCGAUGCGGCGAUCUCUUCGGUUACCGACGCAUGUUCCUAUCGGGCUUCAUUUGGCUCGCGAUCUGGUCGCUAGUCGCUGGUUUCAGCGUAUAUUCGAAUCAUAUCUUGUUCAUCCUUGCGCGGGUCCUGCAGGGUAUUGGGGCUGCGAUGUUGUUACCGAAUGGACUGGCCAUUCUGGGUGCGACAUACCCGCCUGGCAAAAAGAAGGCCAUGAUUUUCGCACUGUUUGGUGCUGUGGCACCGAAUAGUGCGGUAUUGGGCGCAGUCUUCAGUGCCAUCUUCUCACAAUUAGCGUGGUGGCCAUGGACGUUUUGGAUGCAGGCUAUUGUUGCGGUCGUCUGUGCUGGACUGGGUUUGUUGGUUGUUCCCUCCAUCCACCAUGAUACCUCACCCGAUACAAGUACGUGGGUGAACCUGUUCAAAGCGCUCGAUGCACCUGGCGCGUUCUGCGGUAUCGGCGGGCUGGUCCUUGUCAAUAUCGCGUGGAACCAGGCCCCGGUUGCGGGCUGGAGUACUCCAUACGUCUAUGUAUUGCUGAUAAUCGGCUUACUGCUGAUCGUCGGGUUUUUCGUGGUAGAGUUCCGCUUCGCCGAACACCCUCUGAUUCCUUUCCACGCUUUCGGCCGGGAUGUCUCGUUUGUAUUGGGCUGUGUAGCGUGUGGAUGGGGCGCAUUUGGCACGUGGAUCUGGUACUUCUGGAGGUUCCAGAUGGAGUAUCGAUAUACCAGCCCUUUGUUGGCAGCGGCGGAGUUUGUGCCCGCAGCGCCAAUUGGUAUACUUGCCUGUUUUGUCACCGGCUUGCUUAUUGCAAGACUCCGGCCAGGGUGGAUCAUGAUAAUGUCCAUGACGGCAUUUACGUUGGGUAACAUCUUCACGGCAAUCGCGCCCGUGCAUCAGACCUACUGGGCUUUGACCUUUGUGUGUCUGCUAGUGAUCCCGUGGGGGAUGGACAUGUCGUUUCCGGCGGCGACGUUGAUGUUGUCGAACUCGGUGGAGCGGAAGCAUCAGGGCAUUGCAGCGUCACUAGUGACCACUGUUGUUAAUUAUAGUAUUUCGCUCAGUUUGGGCUUUGCAGGGACGGUGGAGGUGCAUGUUAACAAUGGGGGAAGGACACCCGAGGACGUGCUGAAGGGUUACCGGGGUGCAUUGUACUUUGCCACGGGACUUGGUGGGUUGGGCAUUCUUCUUAGUGUGGUAUUUACGAUGAAGUGCUAUUGGGAAGAGCAUCGAUCCCACGCUGUUGAUGAUGCAGCAGCUGAGCAGCGAUCUAUGAGUACAUUGGCUGAAGGUCAGUGA
Messenger RNA from Penicillium daleae, 1551 nucleotides. Its product is annotated as MFS transporter. The record is from RefSeq and is a predicted model, not a curated record. The transcript has a single exon. Gene Ontology annotation, cellular component: membrane. The coding region runs from base 1 to 1551 and encodes 516 amino acids. Gene Ontology annotation, molecular function: transmembrane transporter activity. Gene Ontology annotation, biological process: transmembrane transport. Lineage: Eukaryota; Fungi; Ascomycota; Eurotiomycetes; Eurotiales; Aspergillaceae.